Papaver somniferum (opium poppy) is the source of this 1029-nucleotide messenger RNA. Its product is annotated as transmembrane emp24 domain-containing protein p24beta3. Gene Ontology annotation, cellular component: endoplasmic reticulum-Golgi intermediate compartment; Golgi apparatus; endoplasmic reticulum. The record is from RefSeq and is a predicted model, not a curated record. The transcript has 4 exons. The coding region runs from base 131 to 781 and encodes 216 amino acids. Lineage: Eukaryota; Viridiplantae; Streptophyta; Magnoliopsida; Ranunculales; Papaveraceae. Gene Ontology annotation, biological process: intracellular protein transport; endoplasmic reticulum to Golgi vesicle-mediated transport; Golgi organization.
UUGCAACAACGAAACAACGAGCAAUAAUAUAAUCCGUUCUCAGUCAACAAAAGUCCUUAUCAAUUGUAUUACUCUCCAUAUAGAGAUAGAUUCAUUCAUCUUCGACAAGAAGAAACAUUCAAUUCUGCGUAUGGAGAGAAGUGGAAGAAAAAUGGGAUCUAUGAAGAUCUGUUUGAUCCUAGGGUUUCUAUUAAGUUUUGUUAGUCAUAUUUCUUCUCUAUCCGUAACUGUCAAUGAUAUGGAAUGUGUUUAUGAAUAUGUUCUUUACGAAGGUGAUACUGUUUCUGGUAAUUUUGUUGUUGUUGAUCACGAUAUCUUCUGGAGCUCUGAUCACCCUGGCAUCGAUUUUACGGUAACAUCUCCUGGAGGCAAUGUAGUUAAUUCUUUGAAAGGAACAUCAGGGGACAAGUUUGAAUUUAAGGCUCCACGAGCGGGAAUGUAUAAAUUCUGCUUCCACAAUCCUUAUUCAACUCCAGAGACUGUAUCUUUCUACAUCCAUGUUGGUCAUAUCCCCAAUGAGCAUGACCUUGCAAAAGAUGAACAUCUGGACCCAAUAAAUGUCAAGAUUGCCGAGUUGAGAGAGGCUUUGGAGUCUGUCACAGCAGAGCAGAAGUACCUAAAAGCGCGUGAUUCCAGGCAUCGCCACACAAACGAGAGCACAAGAAGGCGUGUGGUUUUCUACACAAUCUUAGAGUACUUGGUAUUGUGUUUGGCCAGUGGCCUUCAAGUGAUGUUCAUCCGCCGCCUGUUCAGCAAGUCAGUUGCGUACAACAGGGUCUGAGUUUAUCUUUUUCUUUUUCCUUUCUAUAAUUCAUCUGACUUUCUACUCCAUCCUUAAUUGUGUUCACAAUCUUGUUUUUGUUUUAGUUGCUGACUGGUGGGUCAAUAUAUGUAGAAUUUUCAUAUUUGAGUAAAAGAAGAAAAGAAACUUUUCUUAGUUUCAAUAAGACAUGGUUUAUUAGUUACUUUCUUGAAUGGCUUCUGUAAUGUUACACUUAACGUACUGUGGUGAAUUGUCCUUUAAGUGCU